Messenger RNA from Fusarium tjaetaba, 318 nucleotides. Its product is annotated as polysaccharide deacetylase family. The record is from RefSeq and is a predicted model, not a curated record. Gene Ontology annotation, biological process: carbohydrate metabolic process. The transcript is spliced from 2 exons. The coding region runs from base 1 to 318 and encodes 105 amino acids. Lineage: Eukaryota; Fungi; Ascomycota; Sordariomycetes; Hypocreales; Nectriaceae.
AUGUUCAUCAAAGACGCCCCCAAUAGUCACGGCUGGGUCAACUCUCGUGAUGUCGAAGACCUGUGGCGAGACCACUUUGACUACUUCUACCGUGAAUACGCCGAUGAUCCCGAUGAGAUCUGCGUGUUCCCCCUCACAGUCCAUCCGGAUGUUUCCGGCCGGCCGCAUGCUCUGCUGAUGCACGAAAGAUUGAUCGAGUAUAUCAACAAGCAUGAAGGUGUUGAGUGGGUGACGAUGGAGCAGAUGUGCGAUGAGUUCAAAAAGAAGAAUAAGCCACCAAAGGGAGCUGUUAUGCCCAAGACUCAGGAACAGAAGUAG